GAGAGAGAGAGAGACAGAGAGAUCCCGUAAAUGUUUAUACUCUGAUUUCUAGGGUUUGCUUUUGAUUCUCUUUGGCGUUCCAGAUUAUAAAAAUUUCAGACUUGUUUAUAAUUUUCAAUUUCGUGAUUUUCGUCGGUGAGUUUAUCUGGAAAUCUCUGAAUUUUGGGGUUAUUCGUGGAGGGAAAAGGUUUCGUUGUUGGGAUGGUGGAAAUGAGAAAAUCUGGAAGUUUAAGACCGGAGUCUGAAUUGGCGGCGAAGUGUCGAGAUGAGCUGCCGGUGAAAUUGGAGAUAGCUGAGGAUGAUUUAGAAGAAGAGCAUGCUCCUCUCAACAAACGAUCUAAGUUGUGGAGCUCUGGGGCAAGCUCGUCGCCAAUGGCACCAGCUAAGUAUAACCCGCUUGAUGAGCCGAGUCCUCUUGGAUUGAGCCUUAGGAAGAGUCCAUCUCUGUUGGAGCUGAUUCAGAUGCGGUUAACGCAUUGUGGUGACCCGAAAGCUGAAAUGAUUCAAGCUGGUGCAGCUGGUUCUGGUGUUAAGAAAGAAAACAAAGGUAUCGCUGCUGCAUCAGCUGGAGCCACUUUGGCGCCAGGAAGUAUUGAGAAGCUGAAAGCUUCCAACUUUCCUGCUUCGCUUUUGAAGAUCGGGCAGUGGGAGUAUAAAUCGAGGUAUGAAGGUGAUUUGGUGGCCAAGUGUUACUUUGCAAAACACAAACUCGUUUGGGAAGUGUUGGAACAAGGUCUUAAGAGUAAAAUCGAGAUCCAGUGGUCCGAUAUUAUGGCUUUGAAGGCAAACUGUCCUGAAGAUGGACCUGGAACAUUGACUCUCGUGCUUGCUAGACAGCCCUUAUUUUUCCGGGAAACAAACCCACAGCCUCGAAAACAUACUUUGUGGCAGGCAACAUCAGAUUUUACUGAUGGUCAAGCCAGCAUGAACAGGCAGCAUUUUCUGCAAUGUGCUCAAGGGAUAAUGAACAAACAUUUCGAGAAGCUUGUUCAAUGUGAUCAUCGUCUAUUCCAUCUAAGCCGACAGCCAGAGAUAGCUAUUGACUCUCCCUACUUUGAUGCACGUCAAUCAAUUUUUGAGGAUCCAAGUGAGUCAAAAGGCCAUCCGUUUGGCAAUUUGAAUCUUAGCACAGGUCCUUCGAUCUCUGGGACUCAGAACUUAGCAUCUCCUGUUGGGGCUCAGUCAUCAUCUGAGCAUAUGUAUCUGUCUCAUGAAGCACCAUCACCCAGCUCAGUGAUAGAUGCUCGGGCAAAUGAAGGAAUAGGGGGUUCGGAAGCAGUUAAUUCAAGAAACAGAACGGAUUGUGGUCAGAUCGAAGCACCUGGACUACACCAAUCUAUGUCACUGAGUGAUUUCCUUGCAGUUCUCUGUGAUUCAAAAAACACAGCUGAUUCGAGUCUGGGUGAAGAAGUAGCUGGAGUACACCAAUCUAUGUCAGUUAGUGAUUUCGUUGCAUUUUUAUCUGAUUCAAGAAACAUCUCUGAUUCAGAUCAGAUAAAAGUACCUGGAAUACACCAAUCGAUGUCAGUGAGCGAUUUUGUUGGACUUCUCUCUGAUUCUGCUGGUGGAAGUCUUCCAGAACAUAUGGAGAAAUUUGAGAUCAUGAAACAGCAAUUGCUAAGUGAUAACAUCCAGUUCGAGGCACCAGAUGAGAGGUCUCUCAUGCCAAGGGUUAACUCUUUAUUCAACCUCUUGUACAAAGAUCCCAACGUCCCUGCUAACUCACAGCUCAAUACUGAAAUCUCGGUUGGAUUGAAGUCUGAACCCAAUGAUCUGAAGGGAAUUGUUUCUGACAACAACAACAACAACAGAGUUCUUGAUCCAGCUUCUAGCAGCAAACCACAGGGUAUGUUAAGGAAAGACUCAUUCAGCGAUUUGCUAUUACACCUCCCCCGGAUCACAUCCUUGCCAAAGUUCUUGUCCAACAUUUCAGAAGAAGAUGGUGAUGCAUAUAAUAGAUAAUUUAUAGAUUUCGCCUUUCUUUUAUGGAUUUGGCAAAUAUAGGAACCUGGACUAGUAGCUUUUCUGUUUUUUUUUUUUUUUUUUUUCUUGUACAUCAAAAUUAUAUCUUCGGUACCUACACCCCCCACAAGGAUUUGAAGAAAACGUAUUUUGGUAAUUAAUUUA
Messenger RNA from Capsella rubella, 2127 nucleotides. RefSeq lists its product as uncharacterized. NCBI's taxonomy places the organism in Eukaryota, Viridiplantae, Streptophyta, Magnoliopsida, Brassicales, Brassicaceae. The transcript is spliced from 6 exons. Bases 202 to 1962 code for a protein of 586 amino acids. The record is from RefSeq and is a predicted model, not a curated record.